Messenger RNA from Monascus purpureus, 953 nucleotides. The record is from the annotation of a GenBank genome assembly. Lineage: Eukaryota; Fungi; Ascomycota; Eurotiomycetes; Eurotiales; Aspergillaceae.
UCCCCCAGGCGGGAUCCUCGUGUUGAUCUUGAUUGAUUAUUUUGGAGAAGUAUCCCAUUUGUCGUGACAUCAUGGCCUCACCAGAACAGCGACAGCAGCAUCGGCAAGAUCCAACACAAUACGAGCCAUUGCUGGGACAGACAGGAGAUGUUGGCCAUCUUAAAGAAGACGGAAUCUAUCGGAAUCUAUUUACUGGAACGGCAGCUAUUGCUCAGGCUGGAGUGCUGAUUCUUGUCGCUCUCGUUUGGUCCGGCAUCCUCUCAAAUCAAUUGAUUUUCUUCUCUCCUCACCCUCUCCUGAAUUCCUCCGCCCUCCUCCUCCAGGUCCAAGCUGCGCUCAUCCUCCAACCAACCACCACCUCAACACCAAGAACCAAGCUCCUUGGAACCAAGGUCCACUACGUCCUCCAGUCAAUCAGCAUCCUCGCUUUCCUCUCCGGCCUGAUCAUCAUCGAGAUCAACAAAGGUGAUCACCCUCGCUUCACCUCCUUCCACGGUGUGGUCGGUCUGAUCACCUACAUCAGCAUCGUUCUACAAGCCCUCGUAGGAGUGAUUCAGUACUUCUUCCCGGCCCAGAUCCUCGGCAGUGUGGGGAGAGGGAAGCAGAUCUACAAAUACCACCGCUUGUCGGGUUAUGCGUUGCUGGUGUUGGAGCUGGUUGCUGUUUUGGCUGCUACGCAGACGACGUAUAAUGUUAAUAUUUUGAAGAUUCCGUUCUACCCUGUUGCUGGGGCUGGUUUGUUGCUUCUUGUUGGGGUGGGGAGUAGGGUGCAGAGACAGAAAUUGGGUCUCUAGGUGUGCGGACUCGAUAUUUCGAGACUGCAAUGAUGGAGAUAGUACACAGUGGCUCGGGUAACGAGAGUCGGUAUCUAGUGUAUAGCUGACUUCUGCCUAGCUAGAAUAGCUGCUGUGGACUGAUUUGGGAUCGUCAGGAUUAGCAUUCUAAUACCAACG